Leptidea sinapis is the source of this 1416-nucleotide messenger RNA. RefSeq names its product probable tRNA(His) guanylyltransferase (gene THG). Gene Ontology annotation, biological process: tRNA modification. The transcript has a single exon. NCBI's taxonomy places the organism in Eukaryota, Metazoa, Arthropoda, Insecta, Lepidoptera, Pieridae. Bases 378 to 1265 code for a protein of 295 amino acids. Gene Ontology annotation, molecular function: tRNA guanylyltransferase activity; magnesium ion binding. The record is from RefSeq and is a predicted model, not a curated record.
UUCGUCGGAAUAGAUACCGAGUAAUAGUGUUCUGAGUACAUCUGGGACUCUAGUUAGAUUAUGUUUAUUAUUAUAUGGAUAUUAAUAUUACAUAGUUAAUUCUUUAUCUUUGAUAAUAUACUGUUCUCAUAUUCUGUGCAUGAGCAGAGUCUCGUUAGAGUAAAAGUGUUCUGUCAGCAGAGUUCACUGUUCUGUGGGCUUGCCGUACGCGCCAAUUACGAAGUGCAAGUGAUUCCCAAUCAAUUGACCAUUUCUGUAUCUGACCUAUUUUAUAUGUGUUUAAUAACCUGACCUAUAACUGCCUAGUAAACAUUGGAUCAUUACAUUCUAUGUUGAAUGUAUAUAACGUAUUUAUUUAUCUUAAGCGAUAACCUCUAAUGAUCCUUAAUAAAAUUUCAUGUAAUAUUUUAAUAAGCCGAUCGUCUCUGUCAAUUCCAUUAAUCAAAAAAAUGGCAAAAAGUACAUUUGAAUACGUCAAGACUUUUGAAUUAGACGAUUCACUUCUACCAAACACGUGGAUAGUUGUCAGAAUUGAUGGAAAAUGUUUCCACAAAUUUGCAGAUGAUCACAAUUUUACUAAACCAAAUGACGAAAGAGCUCUAAAACUUAUGAACUAUGCUGCAUUUCAUGUUGUUAAAGAGUUUAAUGAACUUCUUGUAGCAUAUGGUCAAAGUGAUGAAUACUCAUUUAUAUUUAAAAAGAAUUGUCAAUUAUAUAAUAGACGCCAAUCCAAAUUGUUGACAACUAUUAACAGUAAAUUUACUGCAUCUUAUGUUUAUUACUGGGAUAAGUUUUUUAAAGGAGAAAGAUUGAAAUACCCUCCAACUUUUGAUGGGCGGAUUGUCUUAUACCCCACAGAAGAAAAUAUUAUAGAUUACUUGAAAUGGAGACAAGCUGAUGUCCAUAUAAAUAAUCUGUACAAUACAACAUUCUGGACUUUGAUAUUGAAGGGAAAUUUAAGUCCAACACAAGCAGAAAAGAGAUUAUGUGGAACCGUGUCAGCUGAUAAAAAUGAAAUUCUCUUUAAAGAAUUCAAUAUGAAUUAUAACAAGGAGCCGGAAAUAUUCAAGAGAGGAACAGUUUUACUAAGAAAAAGUGUAUCUAAAGAGAAUUCUGGAAAACCGUCAGCAGUUAUUGUAGAUAUUCAUGAUGAUAUGCUUAAAGAAAAUUUUUGGCAUAAACAUAGUUAUUUAUUUAAAAAUUCUAAAGAAAUUGUGCUUCAUGAGGGAUCUAUGACAGAUAUUAUUAAUGAGCAAUUAUCUUAAUAUUAAUUAAUUAUUAACUUGAGAUUUACUGAAUAGCUUGAAGCAGUGAUUGAUUUUUUUAUAUUCAUUGAUGUGUUAAUACCAUGGUGAAUUUUGCACAUCAUCAGUUUGUACAUCUGUGAUAUUGAUUUAAUAUAAACACUAUAAAAGU